AUGUUCUCGCUGGAAGAUCGAAUUCAUUUUUAUGUGCAAACAGCGCUAACAAUAAUUCUACGAUUGCAAAUAGUAGAGGAUUUAACUGCAGAAGACCGCUCGUUAACACAAGCAGUAAACCGGCAAAAGCUGAACAGAAUUUUAACGAUGUGUCUCAUGGCGGUCGAAAUCGAUCCGGAAAACAUCUUUGCUAAGUAUUUUCUUUUCUGUCCAAAAAGCAUUCUUUCAAAAGUAGCCACUGUGGAGUUGGCCCGCAUGGAUAAUAAUUUCGAAAAAUACAUAGAAGCGCUUGAAAAGCUGCGAGAUUACGCUUAUACAUGGAUGGAGAGAGUUAGAGAUGGGAAACUUUUCGCAUUCGCUGCCUGGGGUUACCUCUGCAGUGGUUAUUACGAUGAGAACCUGAGCGAUUAUAAGAGCUUAGCCGAAAGAUUUCUGAAAUAUGCGCCUUUUCCUGGUUUCAUUGGAGCGUAUUUUAACUCUGUGGCAGGUCUGGCGCUGAAGCCUGGACAAAAACUGACAAAUGAGCAGACGCUGCAGCAGCUGACGCACUGUCGAACGCUACUCAGUAAAGAUCCUGAGAAUUAUCAUUUAUUUAUAAAUGCAGCUAAUUACAGUUUUCAG
Molecule: messenger RNA, 621 nt
Organism: Gongylonema pulchrum
Lineage: Eukaryota; Metazoa; Nematoda; Chromadorea; Rhabditida; Gongylonematidae
Source: the annotation of a GenBank genome assembly